Molecule: messenger RNA, 2376 nt
Organism: Dacryopinax primogenitus
Lineage: Eukaryota; Fungi; Basidiomycota; Dacrymycetes; Dacrymycetales; Dacrymycetaceae
Exons: 3
Coding region: 1-2376 (791 amino acids)
Cellular component (GO): mating projection tip
Source: RefSeq, a predicted model, not a curated record
AUGCCAGACCGAUUCCGCGCACCCGUCGAUCCCGCAACAGUGGACACCCCACUCCCACCUUACCUCAGGCUAGUGGAUCACUAUUCGCUCACCUGGCUUGCAACGCCCGUCGUAUCGCUCAUUUUCGUGGUUAUCAAGCUUGUGCUCUCCUCAUAUGACGUCCAAGAUGCAGUCACGGCGAUGAAGGCAGACGUGCUCGCGAGCUGUCAAGCUGCGGAGAGUGCAGCUACAGUAGCUGCAAGCUUACCGAGGUAUAUGGCACAGGGAACCAACAAGGGCAUCGUCGAUGCUGUCAACGGGACUAUCGACGGAGCAAAGGACGUCCUCAUUCUAACACUUCAGGCGCUGGAAGCCCUCAUCGACUUUAUUGUUGACAUGUAUCGUUCAACAUUCCUCUGUUUCCUGGAACUAGUCAUCCGAGGCGGUCUUGCUGUCCUCAUCGGGGCUGUUCAGGAGGUCACUUCCUUCCUAAACACUACCCUAAGCGCAAUUGGGACGAACAUCGCCAAUGAUGUCUCUGCGGCCCAAUCGGCUGUUAACAGCGCAUUCAGCGUAAUUAAUGAAGGCCUGAGCUUCCUACCGGGCUCACCACAGAUCCCGCAGAUCUCACUCCCGAGUCUGGCUGAACUGGGCAACGUCACCAUCCCCACGGACUUUGAGAAUUCACUUAUCAGCUUGAGUAAUUCACUGCCUACGCUCUCUACUCUCAAGGAUAUGCUCACGGAACUCAUUGACACCCCAUUCCAGGAUGUGAUCCAAGAUAUCAACAACACGUUCAAUGGACUCUCGUUCAACGAGAAUGUACUUGCCGUACCAGCCCAGCAAACAGUUACAUUUUGCAAUGCCACCAGCCUAGACAGCAGUAUCGAUGACUUAGGCAAGAUUAUGGCCAAGAUCCCCAUUAUCGCCAUCGGCAUCGCUCUCCUUGCUAUUGUCCUCAUUAUCGUCGCCAACUGCGCCUGGCAAUGGUACCGCUGGCGCGUGCUCAUGAAACGCGUGCGGACGAUGAAAGAGCGCUGGAACGCCGAUGCCGCCAUCUCCGGCAUGUCCCAGGAUCCGUUCGCAAACGAGCGCUCUACACUUACGUUCAUGGCCGAAUCACAUCAUAUGAUGAUACUCCAGUGGCUCGAAGUCACCCUGCUCAAGAGAAUGUUCAAGACACCGACUGCGCGAAAUAACAUUCGCUGGUUUUUGGCCUAUAUCACUUAUCCUCCCGCACUCAUCUGCUUGGUCAUUGGUCUUGCUGGCAUCCUUUCGGUGGAACUGCAACUCGCUCUGAUUGCUUUGUUCACGGGGGAUGCGAAGAAUCAAGUCAGCACUGCCGUUGAUGGCCUGACGGACGCAAUUAGCACGAGCAUCAACGCGGCCAUUGCCUCCCAAACAGGAAGCUAUGUGAACGCGACAAACUCGCAUAUCCUCGGUAUCCAGCAAACGAUCGAUGGUGGGGUAUUUGGCUGGCUCAAUACCACCACAGUCUCGCUCAAUAGCACCAUCGAGACGUUUUACUCCGAUGUUGUCUCUGCUGUCAACACGGUGUUUGGCAAUACCAUCCUCGGUCCGCCAAUUCAGGAAUUUGUGGCGUGUUUCCUAGGUGGCAAGGUCGAGCAUAUUGAGGAAGCUUUGACUUGGAUUCACCAGAACGUCCAGGUCAAGCUGCCGCUCAUGCCUGAGGAUAUCCUACAGCUCAGCAAUUCCAGUCAAACCGAGAUUUCGACCAACAUCCGCAAUGCUGCUGUUGGCGAUCCAAAUGUGAAUGGGGGCAGUCAAGGGCUCGCCGACCAGUUGAUUGCCAAGUACACGAACACCCUAUACACCGAGCGCUGGAUGUUCGGUAUCUUCAUCGCACUGUGGGUCAUCGUUGUCCUGGUUGCGGUCUGCACAUUGGUCUGGCACAACUGGGGAAAGCAUGCUGUCUACAGAUGGAAGAAAGCUCGCUGGGAGAAGAGGCGUGCACUGCUUGGAGAUGUUGAACCACCGCAGAAGGAGCCCAUGGCCGAUUUUGGCGCAUCGGAGAAGGGGAAGGACAUCGGACCCGACGGGUCCUUGCCUGUCAUCGUCACGCCGGAGCCGGCUUCCCUGAAGAAUAUUCCCCAUCCGCCUUCACCAAUGCCGUCCCCAGGGUUGCCCCCGUUCCCUCCACCGCGAACCAAUACCCGAGGUUCACCCAUCAUCAAUGUACGACCAUUCUCCCCCCCAACGGUAUCACCUUCAGGUAGAGUCAUGUCACCAGAACUACCAGCUUACUCGUCUCGCGCCGUUCCCCGUCAGCUGACGCCUAGCGUGCCAGUACCAGAGGAGAACCCAUUUCUGACGCCGUUUGACGACCGUGUCGAAGAUCGCUAUCCUCGACCCUCAUUCAAACCCCAUGCAUUGUAG